CAAGAUGAAGCUCACCGCUGCUGUUGUCACCGGCCUUCUUGCCACGAGCACCUCUGCUGCGUUCGACAAGUGGGCUCCCUGGGGCAAGCGCGAUUACUCCUGCAUCAAUGCCUACUCAGGGCCUACCGAGAACAGCACAUUGACUACAGGCACCCCGCUUGAGAUCAAGUUCAACCGCAACAGCGGCCGCUGCGAUUCUUUGAACGACUACCCUACGGGCAACUACAGCCUGUGGCUGCACAACAACCCAGUCCGCAACAUGGGCUUCGUGAACUCGGACUACCAGGUCAAGAUCCAGGACGGAAUCUCUUCGGAUGCAACCAGCGUGACCUUCACUCUGCCGGAUGAUCUGCCCGAGGUUGCCGACGACACUGUCUGGUACCUUCGUCUGGACACUUAUCUUCCUACUGCGCCCCAGAUGCCUUCACUUUUCAAUGCUCUGGGCCCUUUCCGAAUCGUGCAAUAAGUGCGACUGCUCGUCUUUUGUAUGGUAGUCUGAGAAUCGUUUCUUGCUGCGCGUUCCUUCAGUUUGACAGAUCGAUAGUGUAUGUAAUAAAAAGAUCUUAUUAUCAGCCUU
Messenger RNA from Aspergillus nidulans FGSC A4, 577 nucleotides. RefSeq lists its product as uncharacterized. The transcript has 4 exons. NCBI's taxonomy places the organism in Eukaryota, Fungi, Ascomycota, Eurotiomycetes, Eurotiales, Aspergillaceae. The record is from RefSeq and is a predicted model, not a curated record. The coding region runs from base 5 to 466 and encodes 153 amino acids.